Messenger RNA from Hydractinia symbiolongicarpus, 1756 nucleotides. RefSeq lists its product as uncharacterized. The transcript is spliced from 3 exons. Lineage: Eukaryota; Metazoa; Cnidaria; Hydrozoa; Anthoathecata; Hydractiniidae. The coding region runs from base 101 to 577 and encodes 158 amino acids. The record is from RefSeq and is a predicted model, not a curated record.
GUUUACUUUCGUUUUCUCUCAAGAAAGAUAUUUUCAGCGCAAGAGAUUAAGCCGCACCAAUUGUAUCUCUUUAAUUCAAGCUACAAAAUAAAGACAAUUGAUGAUGAAAGAGAAAUUACUGUCCGCUGUUGAAGAAUUAUGUAAGAUAAUUUCAGACGUUAUACAUGAGGCAAAGCCAUUUGUGUUGCAAUCUGCCUCAAACUUUGUCAGUAAUCAUGUUAAAGUUUUGGGACGCCUAAUUGGAGCAUAUAAUCGAUUCUUUAUAUCGAUUGGUGUAAAAAAUCGCAAAGACGCUGAGAAGCUAUGGACAAAACUGAUGAUGCAUGAUAAUACCGUAGAGGAAAAACUAGACGUUCUGCUAGAUAAGGAAAAUGAAUUUAAUAUGUUUUUGAACAGCAUUGAUGAACAACUCAAAAUGGAAAAAGAUUGGGAAGAUUCUCCACACAAAUUAGAAGUUGGUGAAAAAUUCCAACAGAAUUUAACAGUUAGGACUAUAGAAGAAAUAAAUGUGCCCUUGAAGACAUAUUUUCCAAAAGCUGGUUCAUUAAUCAUCAUAUUUUUACGUCAUUUUGCUUGAUUACCCUGACGAGAUCAUGUUAAGCAGAUACAGAACAUAGAUGAUGAACUGCGUUCACAUCAAAGUACUGUACUGCUUGUAACUUUUGGAAAUAGUGAACAAGCAAAAAGAUGGGUAAGAGACACAAGUUGUAUAUAUCCUAUAGUGUGUGAUAGUGAACGGAAUCUGUAUGGAGCAUUUCACUUAUCACCCUCUGUUAAACACACUUGGGAUAUCAAAUCACAAAUAUGGUACGCAGAGCAACUAUGUGCAGGAAGAAAUCUCCUCCCUAUGGAUGAUGGAGAUGAUCCACAUCAACUUGGUGGGGAUGUUAUUAUCAGCAGUGAUGGAGAGAUAAUCAUGAUUCAUAGAAGCACAUUUCCUAUUGAUAGACCGACUACACAAGCUAUCUUGGAGGUCAUUAGAAAAAAGUAGCUGCACGAGAACUUCUUUAGCUAACUUAUAUUGCUGCAUUACAUCCACUGUCAUAUAUCAAUAUUCCUAUCAUUUUUAGAUUUAAAUAUUAUUUUAAAAUUAAUUUUUUUACUAUAUUUAGAAGUGUUUAAAUCGACAGAUUAAAAAAUUUGCAGGCAAUAAAUAGUAUGAGUAAGGUAUAAUAUGUCAAAGAGUUUGUGUUUUUAAUACGGUUGACUCUCUCGAAUCUCCGUAAUUCAAAUAUCCCUCUAAUUCGAACAAUGUCAAAGUCACCGUGAAAUUUCCUUUGCAAGCUCUCAAAUUUACUUCCUUUAAUUUGAAUCUCUCUAAUUUAAAUUUGAAAAGUCCUAUAAUUCGAACACAUUUUAAGGUCCCUACGGCGAAGAAUUUCUCUCUGUUAUUCGAAUUCUUGACAUAAUUGCAAUCGACCUAUCCUUCAAGUUUUAUUCGAAUAUUUUGAUUUUUGAAAGAAACAACUUCAAUUUCUAAAUUCAAAUUAGAGAGAUUAGUAAGAUAAAAAAAUAAAAUUUCUCUCGUAUGCGCAGCAUCUUUAACAUUUUAGCACAAACACGUAAAACUUUGUUUUAAAACAUAGUAUAUAAUUGUAAAUGUAUUGACUUGAGAACUAAAACGAUUAUCGACAUGUAUGUGGGCAAUAUAUAUAUACGUUUAUGAAAGCUAGCAUUAAAACUUUUUAAAAGUGUUGCAAAGCUUGAUAAAGAUGUAACGUGUAUAUUAUUCUUCACAGAGAUACAUUCUAAAAUA